Molecule: messenger RNA, 594 nt
Organism: Funneliformis mosseae
Lineage: Eukaryota; Fungi; Glomeromycota; Glomeromycetes; Glomerales; Glomeraceae
Source: the annotation of a GenBank genome assembly
AUGUCAACUGAAUAUGACACAGACAAUAACAAUACCAGCAAAUAUUCAGUACAAGAAGAUCCAUCUAAUGAUAACAAUGAUUUUUUAAAUAUAUUUGAGAAUUAUUCACAUCCUAUUUUCAAUUUUGAUACAUCUAGUACUUCAGAAUUACCAAAAGAUGAACUAAUUAAGGGGAUUUUGAUAUGGAUUAUGAAGUUCAGGUUGAGUUAUAAUUUAUCUAAUACUGCAAUUGAUGACUUAAUUAAAUAUAUUAAAAUAGUUUUGAAAGAUUGUAAAAGUAUCAAUCACAAAUCAUUUUCAAAUUCAUUAUAUAUAUUAAGAAAAUCAUUAGGCCUUAUCGAUCAAUUUACGCAAUUUGCAGCUUAUCAAAAAUAUCACAAAUUAUAUAAAAAAUAUAAGGUAAUAUCAGAGGAUAAUAAUACUAUUAGAAAGUGCAGCCAUGUCAAAUUUCCAAAUUCAACUACAAAGGAAUCAAAGCAAUGUCAAAUUCCUUUAGGGAAGAAGAUUCUUUUAAAUAAUAGUAUAUCAAUUGUUUCUGAAUUAGUAUAUUCUGUUUUAAGUAUACAACAACAAAUUUUUAGUAUAUUCAGAUAA